This is a messenger RNA of Xyrichtys novacula (pearly razorfish), 18453 nucleotides long. Lineage: Eukaryota; Metazoa; Chordata; Actinopteri; Labriformes; Labridae. The record is from the annotation of a GenBank genome assembly.
AUGUCCAUAUUGUCAGCGUUUCCAAUGCCAGCUAAAACUCUCCAUGUAGCUACUUCCCAUGGACAGUACAUAUGGUCCUGCCAUACAGUACAACACGGGUCCUGGAGUUCUUCCUAAUCUGCCCUCCGUUACUAGAGGAAGUGACGUCAGCAGCGAAUGACAGCUUUCACGGUGAAGGAAAAAUCCGACAGCGGAGUGAAGCUACGUACGAUAGAGGAGAAGUCUAUCAACAAAAUCCGUCUUCAUCCUUUUUUUGACAACCACUAAUGACUUCAAAAUUACAAGGAACAUAAACUACGCGUUUCGCACUAUCGGAUGAUAUAGAUAUUACCUGCUUUCGAUUUUCAGAGAGCUAGGAAAGGGAUGGUGAAAAUUGUAUUGUUACGGAAGAAUUGGGAUUCCGGGGGAAGGGGGAGUGUGAAUUAGGAGGGGGUUUGUGAAGCUGUUGAGGAAAAAGGAAUAUUGUGUAGGUGACCGGAUUCAACGGUUGAUACUCGAACAUUUAGGAGAAGAAACGUUAACCGUAAAGGUAGGAACGACGCAACAGACUUUAGGUUAGAUAACGGUAACGGCGAAAUGGAGCUGAGAGUGGGGAACAGAUACAGACUGGGCAGAAAAAUCGGUAGUGGAUCUUUCGGAGACAUCUAUUUAGGUGAGUACGAAUUGUGAAAACCAACUAACUGAAACGUUCACCACCUAAAUGUAACCUGCUAUGUAUUACUAAGCUGUACUAACCGAAAUACACGACAGUCAGAUUGGACUGACUAAAGGUCUUAUCUGUUAGGUUGUUGUUAACGAUACUUUUCUCUUACAUCUGUUUUGUUAAGUGACAUAUUCAGCUGAAAACUGUCUUCUUGGAUAAAUAAACAAAGACAUUCAAGAGGAAAUACAUCCGCUAUUUAAUGGCAGUGCAAACAAUACAGCUGCACUUUUUUUUCAGCUUGUUAACUGACAGAUUACAUAACAAUACACUUGCCAGAUAUUGGCCAACAGUUUUAUUGUACUUUUGAAACGACUGAUCCCAAAUCAUUAGAUAUUAAUAGCUGUCAUGGCAGUCGUUGAAAUUGGUAGCCAGCUUCGUAAAGGACUAGCCUGGACUAGCUUGACUCCUGCUGUCCGUGAGCUAAUUCCAGGUUAGGAGAUGGCACUAGCCUGUCAGCUAAUGUUAGCCAAGUCUGUGCUGUCCUCAGACCUGAUGGACAGAAGCUAGUGCACCUACAGGAAGGACACUGAUUACAUUGAUUCCCUUGACUGUAACUGACCAGCUUAUCUGUGUGCUUUGCGUAGUACUUCAUGUGCAGAGUGUUGGCCCCUUCUAAAAUUUACAUAACAUAAUGUAUGGAGAAAGAUGUAAACCAUACAUGCUUGACACUAGGGCUGGGUGAUACGUGAAAAAGUUUAUCAAGAUAUAUUUUUUUCACAUCAGUUAAUAUUGAUAUAUAUAACGAUAUAAAAAAGAAAUUCAACAGUGCGUAUUGGUUGCAUGUCUUGCUGUGAGGUCUUUGUGUCUCUUUGACGUUUUGUUGUAAGGCGUUGCGCUAGAGAAAGCAAACUGAAUGGUAGGCUCUUUUCAGUGUUAAAGUGCUAUGAUUGCGUGUAGCUGCGGCCUGCUGUUACGCAGUUGUUUGCUACUUGGUUCUAAUUCAGCGCAUGAUUGGUUCAGUGCGAAACUCCCCUUUUCAUUGGCUAUGUAGUCUACCAAAACAUUGCAGAAUGCAGGCCAUUGAAAAGCAUAUUGACCAUGUUUUAUAUUGAUAGCGAGGGAAAUUAAUUUAUCGUUCUAUCGCCCAGCCCUACUUGACAUCAUCUGCAGAACCCCAGCUGAUGGGUAAUGUCCAUUGCUGUGUCCGAAAUGGAUCCCUAACCCCUAUAUAGGCGACUAUAUGGGGGUUAGCGCCAUUUUGAGGGGUGUCUGAAACCUUAGUGAUCAAUUCUAAUGCCCCAUAUAGGUGACUCAAAAUUUCCCAUAAAGCAUUUCAAAAUGUAGCGACCAUCCGAUGGUCACUCACCGGUGGUGGGCAUCGCGUCAUGCAUUGCAUCUCCAGCAGCAAUGUCACAAUGGUAGUGUCCAAAACCUCCGGUGAUUGAGCUCACGACAUAGUCAGCUAUAUAGUGAAACCCCACAUGGGGGUUAGGGAAUGAGUGAUUCAUUUCGGACACAGCUCAUACUAGAGUUGAACUAUUUUAAGUUCUUGGUUUACAGUUCUUAGCAAUUCUGAUUCCAUUAUUUUUGUAUGGAUAAGAAAUAGACAAAUUAUUGUGGGGACAUGUAGGCUGUCAGCUCUGGUUUGUAAUUUUCCUUCUUUCUAGACGCGAAAAAUACUCUUUUGUACAAGGAUAGAUCAACAAGUAAAAUUACAAACAAAAACUACAAAAACAAACAAACAAAAAGAAAAUACAUAAGAAUAAAACAUGCAUUGUUUUGCAUACCCCAUGCUUGUGAUUCAGCAGUGGCAAAGAUGUUGUGUCCAUCUCUAACAGAGCAUUGCCUCAAUUUCAUACAGUGUUGCUGUAAAUGCUUAUCAUUACAUGUGAAUAAAGGUACCAUGACACGACUAAUUCAAAUAUAAAUCUUAUGUCAAGAUAUGUUAUGCCAAGUCAAGCCACUACAUCCCAGUAAUCGGCUAAUAAUAACAACAUGCUAAGCCCUACUGGACAGCCAACUAUGACUUAAGCUCACAGGGACCAUCAACAAAGAGGCAGCAAAAAUACACAGUACAGUACCCUGUACAUGUUGGUUAUAUUGUAGCUCAAAGUUUGAUAGAAUCAUCUCAUUUAGCUCUCAUGCGAAAUAGCUGUUGAUUUCUAGAGUUAAGACACUCAUCAGGACGUAGCUAUUGACUACAGUAGCCCUAAGCAGACAUGCGUCCAUUAAUUCUAUUUACCAUGUGUUUCUGCUUCACACACUUUGGUCUGGCCUAUCACAGUGGCCAGUUUAUUGUUUUGUUUUGACAUGAGGAAACACGCUGUAUCAUCGAACCAGAUGUUGGAGAAGUUGACCUUGCUUGUGUCUGCCUACAGCGCAUGUGACAAUGGUGUCAAGAUCCUAACAUCAUGUGACCUUUCUGUUCUUGACCAGAGCAGCUGACCAAGCAGACAGGGACAGCAUUCAGUAUGUCAAGACGACCUGCGACAAACAUCAUGAUAGAUUUGCGUGACAUUUAUUGUUGAUUGUAAUUAAACUUAAUCCAUCUCUCACUUCCGAAGAUGCACUCCCUCAGAAGUACUCCUUGUCUGUUGUGUUUCACUAAGAAAUCAAAUGAUAAGAAAGAAACAAAGAAACAAACAAAAACACAGAUUAGUUUGCCUUCGUGGUGUCACUGAGCAGCUUAUUAGAGUAGUUAUGUAAAUAUUGAACCUGAAAUGUGUUUUGUUAUUAAAUGCUUCACAAAUUGAAGAUUCAAUCUUUCAGGAAUUUAUCAAUUUACCAAUCAAUUUCUUUAUUUCCAAAGUGAAAUUUAAAUAAGACUCCAGAGUUGCAAAUAUAUCGCUCUCAGUUCAUGUACCAGCCUCCCAUACUGUCAAAAAUGAUGUACAAGGCGGCUGAGUAAUACACUAGUUCAACUCCAGAAUUUAUCAGCUCUCAAUAAAAUCAAUGAGUUCAUGCGACCUUUCAGGUAAGGUUCAAAAUUAAUGCCAGAUCACGUGUGUUGAGUUUGCAACAUUGGUCUUCUAAGUUUGCAAAAGACAGUCUAUUUCCACAGAUUUUAUGCAUAUUUUUAAUCUUAAUAAGGAAAAAAAUCCCAAUUCUUGAUGCACAUCAAAGACUAUCAGAGUUGCUUUACCUUUGCACUUGAAAUUAAAUUACUUUUGAUCUCUCAACCAUCUUGUUUUUAAUUGUCUCAGUCUGAUAUUCUGCAGUUUACAGGCCUAUGAAGAUUGAUGAGGUCAUGGUUAUGUUCCACUGGGUAGUUCAUAAAUCAUGCUCACAUUAACAAACAUCAUUUCACUCAGAGGAAAUCCAUACUUAGUCUGUCAUGUGUCUGCGACAGGUUUACAACAAUCAUAGUAGUUUGAGAGAUAGAUUAGAAAAAAUACAACUGUGUACAAACUCAAGUGUCCAAAUCCCUUUAAGGUACAGUAUCUGUAUCAUCACUGACUCGUUUAUCUGAAGUGAAAUCAAGAAAAGGUUCUCAGGUAAACAUAAGUUGAAGAAGGGACUUAAAGGGGAUCACUGAUCUGACGACCUGAUUUCCUCAGGCUGAUUAUCAUGUAGCCUUAGUGCGACAGACGUGUGAUUAAUCCUGCCACCAUGAAGGUUAAAGUGUUUUGUUUUGUAGAAGCUGUUUUAAAGAAAUGUUCAUGCACUCAACAUUAUGCUUGCAAUUUUUUCUGCUUUUCUCUGAAUAUCUUACCUUUACAGUAUUAAUGCACCUGCCUUUUUUUGCUCCAAAAUGCACGUUUUCAGUUGUUUACACUAGCAGCAACAACAGGUGCCUUUACUUAAUUCAAUCGUAGAGCUUGGCCUAACUCAACAUGACUUUUUAGUAGCUAUUAGUGCAAGACCAGGCCCUUAUGGCUGCCUUUAAAAGCUAGAAAGAACCUGGCUUAUGUCUUUGUUUUGAUUUGCUGCAGGGUACAGCUCAGCCUGCUUUACCAGUAAAUUAAAGACAACCUGUCUGUCAGUAUCUUGUAGGAAACAAAUGAUGAUGAAGGAGAAAAUGACACAUAUAUACUUUGUUGUAUUCAUUUUUAUGUACCACGACUGCACAGUUGGGUAUUUUUAUUAAGAAAGGAAUAUUAACUUCAGCAGAAGUACCAGCCUUCCCAGCAGUCAACAUCCACAUAUCUGUGUUUGUUAAUCAUCGCUUCAGUUGAGUAAACCAGACAAACAUGCAACUAUCUCCAUUUUCUAAAUCAAAAUAUGCCAAACCGCUAUGCCAUAACAUGCCAUCUGUCAUCUGUGCUUGUUUACACAAGCAAAGUUGUCGUCAUCAGCCUGAGCUACUGCUACUGCUCUGGCUCCUGGCGGGUGGCUGGGCUACAGCUCAAACAAAAUGUGCCCUGCAUCCAGGCCGAGGAAAACAAGAUAUCAGUAACUUAUUAAAACAACCAAUAAAUUUUCUGUUGACCAACUAUAGUCCUCGCAUUUAAUCAUGUAGAUAACUAAACAUGCAAAUUGUCAUCCUGGCAUGUGCAAUAAGGUUGUUGUGUUAUACUGAUACCAGAUAUUUGUAUGUAAUCUGACAACAAUAUGACACUCUAAACAGUUAUCCCCUCUUAUUUUGGGUGAUCAUGACACUAUUUCAUCAUACUGAUGUUCAGAAGCUACAGCCAAGAAUCUAAACUCUAACUUAACAGAAAACAGUCAGAACCGAGCACAGUUAUUUAACACAGCUAAAGAAAGGAUAAAAGAGCCUACAGCUGAACAUUGCCCAAGUGGUUCACCUAACAUGGCUAACAUUAGCAGAUACGAUACGAUGCGAUACGAUACACUUUAGUAUCCCCUUAGGGAAAUUUGUCUUGCACUCCAAGAGCUGCACAGAGAAAGCUGCCAACUGAUGACACAAAGUACAAGACCCAACAAAGACACAGUCACAUAAGCCACCGUAUUGCACAAGAAUCCCACAGAAAAGGUUAAAAGAAACAUACUGCCGAUAAAUAACAAUGACAAAGACUAAGACACAGCAAGGGGAGAUAAGGUAAACAAGAUUAAAAAGGAAAUGAUAAGAUAACACCAUGACAUUAUUGCACAAUCGGCUAUAUUUUCAGGCAACAUUAAGCAGAGCCAGAACCACCUUCUUUUCUUCCUCCUUGCAGUCAACAUUGGCAUGACAUACUGAAGACUCCUUGCUUCAGUUGAGUAGUUACAUGUCAGUUAACCCAAACAGAGCCUAUGCACAACUUAAUCCCCAUUGUAUAGAUCCAAAUAUUGCCAAACUGUCACACUGAGAGAUGCCAUCGGUCAUCUUUACUUGUUUACAUCCAGGAAGUCGAGCAUUAGAGCAUUAUGGCAGAAGGCAAAAACAGAAGCCCUGGCUAGUUGCAGGAGGCUGUGCUGCAUCUUUAAACACACAUAUGGCUAGCAUUUCAUGUCUUCGAUUAUUAGAACAUAAAGAAUUUGUUCCGCUAUAAAAUAAUUGUGGUGUUGACUAAUGACAGUGAUAAAUUAAGUCUUAAGUUGACUAAACAUGUAUCCUUACUCACCAUCUUAUUGUAAAGUAUUACAUCCUGAUAAACCCAAGACCCCCCCCACCCCACCCUUUUUUUUCUUUUCUUUUUUUUUUUUUUUAAAUGAAAGAUUGUUUGGCUGGUGAUUUAUAACUCUGGCAAAUAAAACCGAAGCAAGCAAGAUGCCAUUUCUCGUCCUAAUGAGGAUAAACAGAUUCUCAUUGCGCUAACACUCUGUCCUUUUCCAGGCACUGAUAUUUCUGUCGGAGAGGAGGUCGCCAUUAAGCUGGAAUGCGUGAAGACGAAACACCCCCAGCUCCACAUCGAGAGCAAAAUCUACAAGAUGAUGCAAGGAGGAGGUGAAGUAUCAGCUCACAUGCUCCCCACACUUCUGAUCUUCCUCUCACCUCUUCACAUCCUCCGUUUUUUUUUUCCCUCUCCUUGUGAUUUACUCACCACUCCUGAUACAUAUAUAGUUGCACAACCAUUAUUUUUACACCCAUCGUAUCUGCUCUCAGGUAAUCCUCUGCCUCACUGGUUCUCUCCUUCACCCACCCUUUCCUCCCCCAUGUUAACAUGAUGCAUACAUGGCUCUGGCAGCUAAUAAUCACGAGUCACAUGAAGCUGAGGAAGCGAGACUGACUACACAUUGUAUCAGCUCACGGGGAUGUUGGCAAAGAGGGUUCUGAAUACAUACAGCUGGAAAUGAGUAAACAGCGCAUUUUAAAUUACACAUUAAACAAGCGUUUUAAGACUGUCGCCUUACAGGCAAGCGUGGAAACCAAAUGCUCAUGUCUUCUUACUUCUUAUUUGCAAAACGGAUGUGAAAAAAAUGCUGUCAUUGUUGUUUACUUCCUUCAGAUUCUUCCUCAGCCAGCCUUACUUUGAUUAAAACCAGUAAAAGCUCCAAAAAUGACAUUUUAAAGAUCUGUGUGUCUACCAUUUAAAGUUUAGAACUUAUCGCAGCAGUCGGGUUUAGAUUCAAACCUGGACCCUUCAUUGUAGGUAUUUGUUCUCUCUCUCCUUUUCCAUUUCUUUAUCUGUCUCUUUCUCGAAAUUCUAUCAGAAAGUUUCAUUGCUGCGGUUCUCUCAACGAUUAUUGUGUGUCUAAAUGUUCUGUGUGUAUUCAUGGUUGACAAGACCUAUAGGUCAGUGGAUCUCAAGUCCGGUCCUCGAGGCCCUCUGUCCUGCAUGUUUUGGAUGUUUCCCUACUCCAACACACCUGAUUCAAAUGAUCAGCUCGUUAUCAAGCUUCAUCACACCUGAUUCAAAUGAUGAGCUCGUUAUUAAGCCAUUACAGAGCUUGAUAACGAGCUCAUCAUUUGAAUCAGGUGUGUUGGAGCAGGGAAACAUCCAAAACAUGCAGGACAGUGGGCCUCGAGGACUGGACUUGAGAACCACUGACCUAUAGUAUCAUUUCAUGUAUUUAUUAAUGUUCUACAGAGGGUUUAAGGAGUGGACCAUACAGUGACCACAAAGAUUGUAUUACACUCACAAAGGUUCAGAUUAAAGCUUGUGAAAAUGAAGUGUGUGAUAACUUUUGUUUUUAUCACAGUAGUAUCAGACUGCUGCUCUGUAUCAGGUAUUAGAAAUCUCCAGUUUGAGAGGAAUCUCUGUUGGUCUUGUACAUCUGAAUCACACUGAGAAAACAGUAAACUGUUGUUGUUUUUGUAGCACAUUAACAAGGAAAUACAAAUGUUUGAGAACAAAAACACAACCCCUCCUCUCAGCAUGAAAAAGAGGAACAUGGGGGUACACUGAAAUCAGUGAUGCCACAGCCCCUUCACUCAUAUAUUUUACAUCCCCAGUCAGAUAGCCUGGUUGGAGAACAAUAACAACAAUGGCUGACUAUCACGCUGUGUUUCUGCUUCUGCCUCUUCUUAGUUAUUGCAGCCUCUCCAGACAGAGCAGUUGUUAACUAUAGCCUUCUUGUUUGGACUCACUGCUUUGUUGACGCUUGAUGCACAACAGGCACUUGGUAUUCGUCAGUGUUUUGUCCCUAACUAAGUUAUACUGCCAACUACUGGCCUUCCUUGCAUACUUCAGCAUUGACAGUCGUUUUUCAGGAUCUGCGUGCACAUGGAUUGUUUUCAUAAGGCAUUUUUUUUUUUUCCAAAGAGGCAAAGGACAUAUGUUUUUAUUAAAGUUGUCCUUCUUCUGUAAACCGUGCCUGCAGUUUUGUGGUCCUCUUUUAAUUGAUUGUAAACGCCUUAUUUUUGCAGUUGGCAUCCCGACAAUAAAAUGGUGUGGAGCAGAGGGUGACUACAACGUGAUGGUGAUGGAGCUACUGGGGCCCAGCCUGGAAGAUCUCUUCAACUUCUGCUCCCGCAAGUUCAGCCUUAAGACAGUCCUGCUGCUGGCAGAUCAGAUGGUGAGACCAUCUACUCUUGAAACACACUGCAUCAUACCUUCAGAUCACUGCCCACAGUCCCUGCAUAUCCUCUUUACAGAUUAUGGUACUUCUCCUGCUGUUUAUCAAGAGGCGUCUUCAGAAAAAGGCUAAAAAAAAUAUUUAGUGUGUGACUUUGGGCUUCUCCAUCUCCCUCAGAAAACAUUAAAAACGACUACACUUUAUUUGAAGGAUGAAACCCUUUUAAAAACCUCUCCUAAUAUUCAUCAUACACCUGUUACAUAAAUUAUUUUGGUGUGUAUGUUAAUAUUUUUACAAACAAGUGCACACUCAUGGCCCUGUACUAUUUCUAAAGCAGUAGCUGAAUACAAGCAGGACCGUGCAUGAUUCAUUUGUAGUUUGACAUUACUGGAUUUACUGUGUUGAAGUGCAUGAGUCACAUUGGCAGAAACUAUCAAAACUGUUGUAACCCAGAGUAUGAUCAAUUUCUUUGAUUCAUGCUAGUGACCUCAUUUUUAAUAUACUGGAUGUGGAGGUCUGAUGCUUGAUCUUACUGUAAUAAAACUAAGAAUCAAAAGUAACAUCCCCGACAACAAGCUGCUCAAAGGGAAACCGUUUGAUUGGAAGGGCCGUAUUUAACAUGAGGUAUUGCACUACCAUCUGCAUUUAAGAAGAGAUGUAACGAUGGAUCUCUGUCGCUUGUUCUCUCUCAUCAGGAUGUAUGUAGAUCAUCGUGUGCACAUGAAAGGGGGGCAGAGCUGAUGGCACGCUAGUUUAUUGAUCUUGGAUGGCAGUCAUACAGAUGGGAAAAAUGCAGAAGUGGUCAGCACAUCUGAACACAUCUGAACAGCCUGCCCUACUAUCACCUUUGUCCAGUGUGUAUUUAGAUGUCACUGGCAUUACAGAUUUCCUUUUAAUCUCAACAAGUCACUGCAUAAAAAUCAGGAGAGACAAAAGCUAAGAUGACAGUAAAAUGAAGGUGUUAGCUCUGUAAGUGCGUACAAUUCUUUAAAAAGUGUAAACAGAAUAACAAGGCCAUUUCUAAUCCACCAAGACCCCUGAGAGUCCAGUAUAGGCAGAACUACCUGUGUAUAAACUGUAUCAGAACUAAAUGUCCUCUUGAAAAUCAGAGUUUUCUUCCAGUUUACUUAGAUCCACUAGAGGUGUCCCGAUACGAUGUUGAUAUCUGAUAUCGGUCCGAUAUUGACAAAAAAUCAGAUAACGGAUUAUUUCGGCCUGCAUCUAAAAUCUCCGAUAUCAGUACAAGCAGUCUAUUCCACACUCCACUCCAGCACCUCUAUCAAGCAGCACCCGGAUCCAGCAUGUAGAGCCCAUGUGAUCACAACAACAGUGUGAACGAAGGUACUAACAAGUAGCAAGGAGUAGGAGUGAUGUCGGGCCUGUGGUAGUAUUUUCAUUAAAGUUCAAAAAAGACAUCGCAGCUGAGUGAAAACUUGUAAUGCACAAGUUUGUGCUAAUAUCUGAUCAAUAUCGGACAAAACUGAAGGCUACAACAUCAGUAUUGUAUCAAAGAUAAAAAAAAAAGUUGUAUCAGGACACCCCUAAGAUCUACAUUAUCUUUUUGAACAACUGGGCUCUGUUUUUACAAACAGAACUUCUGAAACAAACUUUUAAUAAUAAAGACAAAAGAAAGAUACUGAAAAGAACAUACAGUCGAGUAUGUGAGACAAGUAAGUGAUUAGUUCUGAUUAACAAGAUGAAAUUAAGUCAGUGAAAUUGAUUUGCGCUCAUCCCCCCCGAAAAUGUGAUUUAACUUGAGUGUACAGACGGAUGUUCCUGACACUACCAUCGUGUACUGAUCCGAUUUGUGCGCUCCUUUCCUCUCCAGAUCAGUCGCAUUGAGUACAUCCACUCCAAGAACUUCAUCCACAGAGAUGUGAAGCCUGAUAACUUCCUGAUGGGACUGGGCAAAAAGGGCAACCUGGUCUACAUCAUCGACUUUGGACUGGCCAAGAAGUACCGGGACGCUCGCACACACCAGCACAUCCCGUACCGCGAGAACAAGAAUCUGACCGGCACAGCGCGCUACGCCUCCAUCAACACUCAUCUGGGGAUAGGUAAAAAAAAAAAAAAGAAAAAAUGAUGUAGACGUAACUGUGUCUCUUCAACAUUAGGUUUGAAUCUGUGUUGUGGUUAUAGCCUCUUUUCUUACCCUUGUUUGUUUUCAUUUUUACAGAGCAGUCCAGGCGAGAUGACCUGGAGUCGUUGGGCUAUGUUCUCAUGUAUUUUAACCUGGGAUCACUGCCUUGGCAAGGCCUUAAGGCUGCCACCAAGAGGCAGAAGUAUGAACGCAUCAGUGAGAAGAAAAUGUCCACCCCCAUCGAGGUGCUUUGCAAGGGAUAUCCCUGUAAGUCUCGGAUCAAUUUUUUCCUUUUUAAAGGAUUUCAAAAUAUUAAUCUGACUUGAAAUAAUCAGGUGUCAGCACUUUUGUCAGUAGCUGUGAUUGAUUUCCUCCUUCUUUUCCCAGCGGAGUUUGCCACAUACCUGAACUUCUGUCGCUCCCUGCGUUUUGAUGACAAGCCAGACUACUCAUACCUGCGGCAGCUUUUCAGGAACUUGUUCCACAGACAGGGCUUCUCCUAUGAUUAUGUGUUUGACUGGAACAUGCUCAAGUUUGUGAGUACUCCUCAAAAGUCUGAACCAUUUUUUUCUAUUAAAACAUCAGCAGUCUUAAAGAGCUGCUUUCAUUCAGGCACAAGAGACACGCAGAAAAAUAUUGUUUCCCCUGUAUUUUGUAUUUUAAAUCAGUCUUUUUGGGAUCAAAGAAAUUAUGUUAAUACUUUAUGUAUCUCAUUUGAGUAAUCAUAAUCUGUCGGGGAAUCCUAGAAGGGCUGCUCUUCCCCUAUCCUGUAGCAUCAUGGUGGACAUUUGCUUGUUGGUCGUAAAGUGAGCAGAGGAGGCCUUUCUGAAGGCCUGUUCCUUGACCCUCUUGACCUUAAGAUGACAAAGAUUCCUGCAAAUAGCAGCUGUCCAAUGAGGACUCUGCACUCAGUCAUUUCAACAUGUUAUACUCUCAAAGUCUUUUUCAGUAAUAGACUCUCAGACCUUGAAAACUUAACAUAAACAUAACCUACUCUCCUUUAUUACGACUGCUUCUGUUCUGCUUUUGUUCUGACUGCGGUACCACCGGCCAGCAGGAGUUAAACAUUUGUUUCUUUCAUUCAAAGGGGGCCAACCGUGCGGCAGAAGACGCAGAGAGGGAGCGCAGGGACCGGGAGGACAGGCUGAGGCACGGCAGGAACCCAGGGGCCAGAGGAAUGCCUGCAGCGUCAGGACGACCACGAGGAACGCAAGACGGAGCCCCCCCAACCCCGCUAACACCCACCUCACACACAGGUCAGUUCACUCCGCCUGCCUCAGCUUUUCUGGCUUUAGACUCAAGUUUUGCUCUGAUAAAAUUUUUUUUGAAUAAGUUGAUAUAUAAAGUGUUUGUUUUAUUUUAGGAAUGAUGCAAUCUUGCAGGGUUAUUUUUUUCUUGUGAAGAGAGCAGUUCUUUCGCAAGUAUGGAAAAGUACGGAAAUAAAUUUGAUCAAUUUCCAGGUCUUAAAAAGUAUGGAACAGGAAAAAUAAUGUUUGGAAAAAUAUUUAUGUUUCCAGACUAUUACCAUAGUUCUAAAAUACUGUUUUCUAAAAUAGAAAAGUUGGUAUUUCCAAAAAAGUAGGGUAUGGAAAAGUAUGGAAAUUCCAACUGAGUAGGAACCUUGGGCUGGUCAGAAGUCUACUUUUGAUUUAUCUCUCUAGUGCUUCAUUCCAUCUCCUUUUUUCCACCCAUUUUUGCCUUGCUAAUGCUAACAGUAUUCUUUCUUUUUAUUGGUGACCUCCAGCAAACACGUCUCCCAGACAAGUGUCCGGUAUGGAGCGCGAGCGAAAGGUCAGCAUGCGACUGCACCGCGGUGCUCCCGUCAACGUGUCCUCCUCAGAUCUGACAGGACGGCAGGACACGUCCCGCAUGUCCACCUCACAGGUACAAGGCAACCCUGAGACAAACACACAGCGCUCUCAUUACCAUGUGUCCUAAGCUGUCAGUACGGGCAGAAUGAAGUAUUCUGAAUCAGAUGUAGUAGUCCAUUCAUUUGUAUUAUAUCAUGGGAGCUCUUGCUACACCUCAUAGAAUUGUAAUACACUGGUUUCUGGUUAACGGGGAUUGAUGCUCACGGAGUUUUGUCUGCCAUGUUUAAAAAGAGACUGAUGUGUAGCGCUUCACACAGAGAGAAAUCUAGACACAUGUUUCUUAAACCCCAACAGUCUCUGGGUUUUUGUCAGAGAAAAGUGAAAUGCUACAAAUUGAGCCAGUUUUCUCCAGGUGUGUGGUUGGUUGGUGCAGGAUGUGGGUUCUGACUUGACUUGUUGGGCCUUCUCUCUCCCUUCCCCCAACCUCAGAAUAGCAUUCCGUACGAGCAUCACGCCAAGUAGACGCUCGUCACGUCCUUGUGUGACGGCGGCAACAUCGGGUGAGUCCGUCCCCCUCCCCCCAGCACCAGGGAUGCAUGGGUCUAAACUCCAGUUCCACAUGAGGCUGCCUCAGAGUUCCGUGUUCAGUCCUGGUUCCUAAACGCUUCACUUCCAGCUUAGCUAAAAUUAAUCUCAGACCAGUUCUUGACAUGAACAGGGUACAAAAGCAGGAAACAUGCGCUAGGUGGUUGGAGAUGAGAUCAGCAGCAUGAACAGGUUUGUGUAAAUACCAGGAAUCAGGACUGAACAUGUGGCAGAUGCUCAAUCAUCCGCCAGUGAGCUGGAUAUUUAAUGUAAUAAGACUUCAAGCGGAAUUCCUGCCUUUUUGAACCACGGUCCUCACUUAUAUAUUUUGGGGUCUUAAUGACUAGCCGGCGCGUAAAAGUUUAGGAGUCACUGGAGCAGAUGAUUUCAUCUAAAAGCUGUUGAACAUGCAUUAAUGGCUGCAACAUAAUCUUUUAGGGAAAAGCACCAGGAUUAAAGGAGUCUCAGAUUUCAGUGUCUGAACACCUGACUACGAAAAAGGAUCAGGGCCAAAUGAAGGGAAAAAUACUAAUUACAGGAAGGAGAUAAAAGUCGGCAUUUUGACAUUAAAAAAUCGAGAUUAUGUCAAUGAAGUCGAAUUUUCAACAUUAAAAAAGUUAAAGUUUGAGAUCAAAGUCGAAAUUUCAAGAUUAAAGUUGACAUGAAUAAAGUCAAAAUUUCAACUUUUUAAAAAUUUCAAUUUCAGUCUCGAAAUUUCGACUUUAAUCUCGAAAUGGAAAUUUAUAAAAAAUCUCCCCAUUCAAGGGAUCCAUUCAAUAAAAGAUCUUUUUUCUUAGAUCAGAAUCAGUCUUACAUCAGGUGCUAGACCAGUCAUUGUAACCCUAAACUAAGGGGUUCUACAGAGUAGAUGGAAGAGUGGAGUUUGUUGAUGGACUGACUUGCAGAAUCCUGAAAGUUGCAGGCUCAGAUCAUGCUAAGACAUUAUCAGACAGACAUAAAAAGGAGAUAAAGACGCUGUUCUAUCAGAGUAUCAGUCAUUGCAAUACAAAGCUCUGUAUCUACAGCAGUCCUGACGUCAUCAAGACCCCAAAAUGUAAAAAGACCAGGUCCAAAGGAAACCAGGAACUGCCCUCUAAACUUCAUCAGUCACUGAUGUCAAAUAAGAGUUUACAUUCACAGCCACGAGGCAGCACUUUUACCGGGCUGUGGUGACAUCAUAUCUGCAUUGUACCAGCUUAGGUCUCCCUGUACAGUCAGAAAGUGACUGUUUUUCCGAGCAAGAGGGGAGAGGCCCCGUGAGAACUGGAGUGGAUAAUGCAUCAAAGUGCAUCAGAGCCUAAGAGUGUAACUCCCUCAUUGCCUAUUCAGGGUUGCCCCUUUUAAUCAGCUCUGUGCCUGUGGCUUGUUGCUUGCGCUGUUGGUUUGAUGCCUGAGGCCACAUCGAUCAGAUGGCAGGCCGGCAGCUGUUAGCAGCCAGAGAAAUUUACCUCCCCUCUACCCCACACCCUCCCUCCAGCCUUGCUUGGUGCAGCCCAGUCUUACUUCACCUGCAGAUUUCCGCUUCCCUGAUUUUCCACUUUGAACACCUGCAUGAUAUGAAGCUACUCGUAUGCAAAUCACUGUUGAGCUUUCUCAUGGCUUUGGCUUAAAGCAUGUCAGCAGUCUUUCAGAGAGGGUAAAGAUACAAAUCAGAUAUAAAACAUUUGAUUUCUUGUCUUCCUACUAAAUUCUUGCUGUGCGACACAAGCAGACUUCUUUGUAUUUGCAUGUUAGAACUUUGUUUCUUUAAGAGUAGAAACCAGAAAAAGAAAACUUCUAAAAAAAAAAAAAACUCAAGUUGAGAUAAAUAAACACAAUUAUCCUUAUUCUGUUUUUUUUUUCUUCCUGCCAUUAAUCACAGAUAUCUGUAUGAACUGAACUGGUCUGGUCUGGAAGCCUAAAGAAGAAAAAGAUGAUUGAUUACCCCAAACAUGUAUUAAAAAAUGAAUUCUUAUGAACUGAAGUCAUCAAUCUUCUUGAUUUUUCACAUAAUUGUCAUAAAAUCAUGGGUACAUCAGACCAGCUUGUGUUUUUUAGAUCCUAGCAUCUUCCUUCAGGGAGAAAAUAUCAUAGGUGGGUUAACAAAGAUGUUGACUUUGAUAAUAACUGGUAAUCUGCAAUGGAAGGAGUCCCCAGGAUCCAAAUCAAGUAAAAGCUUCCAAAGACAUAAUAUUGAUAAGUCAGUGGUUCUCAAGUCCAGUCCUCAUGCCCCCACUGUCCUGCAUGUUUUGGAUGUUUCCCUGCUCCAACACACCUGAUUCAAAACAUGCAGGACAGUGGGGGCAUGAGGACUGGACUUGAGAACCACUGUGAUAAAUCAUCCACAGAUGACCUCAAAUCUUUAAAGGUUGUAUUCUUUUGCCCAUGUUGACUAUAAUCUGUUUCUACAUGUGAAAGCAGGGUUUUAAAUCCCUCUUCCCUCUCAGGUAAAUGAACUCAGCAGAGAUACUUCUAGUGAUGGGAGUACAGGCUCGUCUUUGUGAUCCGCAUCCUUUGACAGAGCUUCUCCAUAGUGUGGUGUUUAUACAGGAGUCAAGUAGUCUCAGACCAACACGUUAGGAUCACUAACCAGCUCGGCACUGAAGUCAGGGAAUGCCAAAGUCAGGGUGUUUAGGAAAACUUCAUGAAUCAGAAGUUGAAGGUUUUUUUUCUUAUAAAUGCGAGGAGUUGGUUUCUCAGUAAUGUGAUUAAUCAUUAAUUACAUAAGUUGAUGUUAGCUUUAGCUCACUAGCUGACUAACAUCCAGUUAAAUUCCCCAUGUGGAAGUUUUGGUUUGUAAUGCGUUUGGUGCCCCCUGUAGACAAAAUGAUACUUCUCAUGUUCUGCUUUCUUUGAACAGUCAGAUGUAUCACUCUGUAUUUCUUUGCUGCGUGAUCAAAUUUUGAAUGCUGUUACCUGUUUAAGGGACUGGGAUAUUGAAAGUGUCAGGCUUGAUGCUAAUGUUCUUGUUACCUUUGUAGGUAGAGGCAUCACAAAAACUUUAAGUGUGUCUCAUAACCACUUAAAUAUCCCUCACAGGAGUAGAGCAGGUGCUCACAGGUCACAGGCCGAACCGCACUGGUCCUAGAAUCAAUCCCCAAUCCCUGCAUGAUUUGAUGCUUGUCUUUUCCUCCUCUUUUCCUUCUUCUCCCUUUCCACAUCUCCUGUCUCUCUCAAGCUGUCCUUUCAAAAUAAAAGCCAAAAUCACCCCCACCCCAUCUGAACAUAAAACAUUCAGGCUGAUCAGAGAAUUUCAUCAAAAUAUUAGACUGUAACAAAACAAUAUAUGGUAUUUUUACAUUAUACCUAAGAGUUAGAGCCUUUGAAAAAGGAUCCAUUCUCAUAUUUUCAACCUGAAGCUGCCACAAGGGUAUGAAAGUGAGAGAGAGUGAGCAGCCAUGGUCAAAAACUGACAAAAGAAGAAGUUUUCUGAGAGUUAUACAGCAGUUAUGGGUUUAUAAAUCCAUCCACUCUCCCACACAAAUGUGCAGGAAGGUCCUUGAUUUGAUUUGUUUGUGACUGAAGUUGUGGGUCAACAGUGGGUCAAAUGAUGGUCAGUAUUCAGUCAAGUUUGUCUGAACCAUCACCAGGAGUUCAUUUUUGCUGCCAUGGUACUAAAUCGGUGGUAAAUGAAGCAGUUUGAGCUGAAUUUAACUUUAUGUGUGAGCUAUAAUCUAAAGUGGAUGAAAUGAGAGGCUCUGUGUACAUGUUUAUGUACCCAGCAGUCAGAAAAGCAGAUAUGGACACAUAAAUGUAACAAUGAAGUGUGUGUUUUUGACCCUUCGGCUUCUUGUGUUUCCUGUAGAUGGUGUCCGGUGUACCACCUGCUGGUCUCCAUCUUCUAGCUCCUCGAUGAGCCCCCACAAUGCAACAGGGCGGACAAAGGCCUGAAGCAAUCUGACAUACUAAUACUACCACCACCACAGCUGUCAUUGGAAGCCGGCUACAGACGCGGCACAAACUGCUCUCUGACUUCCUCCCUUCUCUGUCUCUCUCUCUCUCCCUCUCCCUCUCUCUCUGUCUCCUCCUGUUUCUGUGUGUCGGUCUGACCUCCCAAAACACUGAAGGAUGUCGGACCUCAGAGCUGUUCUCUGUCCACUUUUUCAGGACACACUUGCACAACCCCUUCACACGCUUUUGUCCAGGACGAACAUGGCGGCCUGAUGGUCUUUUCAAGAACAAUAACUGACUGAUGAAAAAACGUGACAGGCUCCUCCUCCUCUGCCCUUUUUGGGAAACUUUAUGAUCCAACAUUUCCACAAUUGUUGUCGGCUACAAACGACUUUACUUUCUAUUUUUCUUUAUUUUUUUUCCCUUUUUUUUUUUGCAGUCGUGUAACCAGCAGCUCUUCAUUGUGUAUAUACGUGUAAGUUAGUCUUGGAAGUGUGAUGCUUUUCAUUUGUAUUUGCAGUUUUCAUUCCCUCCUCCUCCCACAGUACCAGCCACUCUUCCUUUUUUCUCUUCUUCUUUUUGUUGUAUUUUUUUUUUUUUUUAUAGCCACCACUCAUGGCUCGUGUCAGUAACCCUGUAGCCAUUUGUAUUAAAUAAAGAAAAGUACUUCUUUGCAUGUUUAAGAAAUGAGCCUUCAGAGUCAGACGUGGAGGCUUUCGGCCAGAUCGAACCCUUGAGCGCACCAAACGUGCGCUUUGUUAUUGGGGUGCAGAAAGAUUGCAUAUUCGCUCGUAAGUCGACGAAAUGUUCUGUCUGUGCAGCUCCAGAUGUGCUCUGGUGUCCUGUCUACUGAGCCCUGCCCCCUUUUUUAGUGUUCGGUACAAGAGAAGUGCACUUUAUGAGGGGGUGAGGGGUCAUGCGACUCAUUUGAGCAGAUUUCCAUUUCACCGUGUACAGAUAAAACAUUCAGAUUUUUCUUACUGCUAUUAUUUGGAAGCUGUGAAUUAACUUGUAAUAUUGACGUGUUAAUGUUUUCUCAUAUUUUUUUGUUGAAUUGACCUGUAGGGAUGAAGUCUGAGCUUUGACCAGACACCUAGCUGCUGCAGGUCUGGGUCGCGCCCCCCUCUUUGUGUAUUUGUCUCCCAUUAGUCCUCAGAGCUGUGCAGACUUAACAGGCAGCAGAGAUGUUGCACUGAAUGUGAGAAAUUUUGUACAACAUGCUGUCCUGUAACAGCUCCUGCUCUCUGUGUGAGAGGUUUGGUGUUUCUGUACCAACAGAAAAUCUUUUUUUUUUUUUUUUUUUUUUUUUUUUGUUGGUAAUUCUGGAGAAGUCGACCCUCAAACCCCCCUGGGCUUUAUCAGCAGUAUCUUUUAUGGGGUUUUUAUAUCUGACUCAACUCGUCUGACGCUACUACUAACCCCCCAUUCCUGCAGCCCUAAUGUAAUUCAUUCUUGCUGCUGCUCAUACUCUAAAUAGUUUUUGAUUUUGACCUUUGACCUCUUUGGUCAGACACUCUACACCUAUUGAAUUAUAUAAGCAACCAGAUCAGCAAGAUUUACUUUCUCACAUUUAUAUUUGCCACUGUAUUUGUGUACUUAAAGUGUAAAUAAAUGAAUUACUUGUA